Messenger RNA from Anolis sagrei ordinatus, 2833 nucleotides. It is a transcript of the gene MPEG1, whose product is annotated as macrophage expressed 1. Gene Ontology annotation, biological process: defense response to bacterium. The record is from RefSeq and is a predicted model, not a curated record. Lineage: Eukaryota; Metazoa; Chordata; Lepidosauria; Squamata; Anolidae.
GAGUUCCUCACACAGCUGAGACAGAAGCACACAUACAUCAUUAAGAGGCUUGUUUGCCUCCUACCCUCUUCCAGCUAUGGACAUCUUUCAUUCCUUGAUUUUCAUUUUUUGGACAUGUUGGGUGCUAGAAUCUCAUCCAGUUCAGCCUUCUUCUGCCAGCGGCUUUCAGGAGUGCAAACAAACCCUGGGACGUCCAGCACUGGAGGUUUUCCCUGGAGGUGGUUGGGAUAAUCUACAGAAUCUAGCUAUGGGAAGAGUGAUCAGUCUGAAUUACUCUUUGUGCAGAACUACAGAAGAUGGAGCUUACCUCAUUCCCAAUAAUGUCUUCACCAUUCCCCUUAAAGAGACCUUCCUGGAGCUGAACUCUGAAAUCAUAGAGUCUUGGAUGGAUUAUCAGUCAGCCACCUCUGCUUCCAUCAAUGCUGAGCUUUCCACUUCUUUUAUCAAUGGCAAAUUCUCCAGUGACUUCCGCUGGAUGAAAACCCACCAAGUGAAGGACCAGGCUGUGACCACCAGAGUUCAAGUCAGAAAUCGGAUGUACACUGUGAAGUUUGAUCCUGCAGCCACAUUUGAUGAAGGCUUCCAGCAGCAGCUUCUAGCCAUCGCUAGCCACCUAGAGAACAACCAGACCCGAGCAGCUGACUAUUUGGCAGAAAUCUUGGUGUUAAAUUACGGCACUCAUGUGAUCACUGGUGUGGAUGCUGGAGCCAGUCUCAUCCAAGAGGACCAAGUCAAGUCCACCUUUGUGAAAGACAGCAAGUCCAUGAGAAGUUCUAUCACAGCUGCUGCUGGAGCCUCUUUCCACAACAUUGUAAACUUCCAAAGUAGCCUUUCAGUAGGCACAGAUGAUUCAUUCACCAAGCAGUAUGAAGCCAACCGCACCAACUCUAGGGUGGAGAGCAUUGGGGGGUUGCCUUUUUAUCCUGGUAUUACCCUGAAAACCUGGCAAGAGAGUAUUCCCAACCAUCUGGUAGCCAUUGACCGUUCUGGCUUGCCUUUGGAAUUUUUCAUAACCCCAGAAAAGCUUCCAGGAUUACCCACACCCACCGUGAAGAGAUUGUCCAAGACUGUAGCAUCUGCCAUCAGUCGCUAUUACACUUUCAAUACUUACCCGGGCUGUACCAAUGCAGCUUCACCCAACUUCAACUUCUAUGCCAACAUAGAUGAUGGGACCUGUGAAGGGGCAGGGAACAAUUUUACUUUUGGAGGAGCCUAUCAAGUGUGUGCUGAGCUGGAAGGACCUGAUGCUGCCACACUCUGUGCAGGUCUGGCACAGAGGAACCCACUUACUGGAGGCUACUCCUGCCCCACUGGCUAUAUUCCCAUCCAACUGGGCUCCCAAGAACUUGAGGAAGGCUGUAACCACUGGGACUGCCAUAAUAAUUGCUUCGUUUGGAAGCUGUUUUGCAGGAGGUCUUGCAAGGACAUUUUCACACUCUCCAAAGUGCUGUUUAUCUCCUACUGGUGUGCAGCAACAGGCAUAGUCCCCGAAAGCUCAGGAUUCCUCUUUGGGGGUCUUUUUAGUACCAAGAAUGCUAACCCCAUGACCAAUGCUCAGUCUUGUCCCUCCAUGUACUAUCAGCUGAAGCUUUUUGACCAGCUCAAAAUCUGUGUCAGCCGUGACGAAAGGGGACAGAGGUACUCUGUGCCCUUUGGAGGGUUCUUCAGUUGCCAGGUAGGCAACCCAUUGGUGGGCUCCCACAAUGGAACAGAUAAUGACCCAUAUCCCAAAAGGUGCCCAGCAGGAUUUAGUCAGCACUUGGCUCUGAUCAGUGAUGGAUGUGACGUGGAAUACUGUGUCCCAGCUGGGCGCUUCACAGAAGGGUCUCUACCUCAAGCUCGCGUCCCACCCUUCAGUCGCAAACCUAUCAUAAACCUCAUUGAUACUGACACCAUCCUGGUGAUGAAUAGCAACGAUGGCCAAACCUGGAUCAAGGACUCUCAGACUCAUCUGUGGAAGACAGGCAACCCCAAUGAGGUGUACCAUAGUAUGAAGACAAGUAUGACUACUGGUGAGAGUCUAUCGAAUGGAGAGGUAGCUGGGGUUACUCUUAUUGCCACUGUGGGCUUGGUCAUCCUGAUUAGCCUGGUGAUCUGUGGGUGCAGGAGGUACAAGAAGAAGGGGUACCAUGAGAUAGGGGAAGACGAGAGUGCCAUGAUCUCUGGCAGCCCUCCUUAUGGCGUCGGGAAUGAAACAGUGGAAAUAUCACAACAGCAGGAAAGUCCAAUAGUUUAGAGAUGUGUGUGCUUAUGCAUAUGAUCUUACUUAUCUGUACCAGCCUCCCAACACCUGAAACCUUCCAGUUGUGUUGCACAGCAAGCCCUAUCAUCCCCAACCAAGCCAUUUCGAUGGCCCUAGUGGAUAAGGAUGAUGAGUUAAACCCAACAUUUCUGCAGGGCACAUGGUUGAGGAAGGCUGAAUGAUACUGUCUUCAGAUGUUUUGCAGUGGGGCUUUGUAGAAACUGUUAUAAGAAUAAUCAUGAGCUUCUUUCAACUAUCUUUCCUCUUUUCCUUAAGUUUUCUGAGACCAAUACAUUCAACCAGAGGGGAAGAGGGAGGAUGGGGAUGAGACAGAAUGUACUUUCCAUGAAAUUAGGAAUCAAAGCUUAGCAAGAUUACAACCCCCAGAAUCCCAUCAGUACAAGGGAUUCUGAGUUUCAGUCCCAAAAGUAACCUUCCCAAACUCUAUCAUAGGAAGCUACCUUAUAUCGGGUUAGACCAUGGAGUCCAAUGCAGCCUGUUGAAUUCUCUACUAAUCACCCACCCACCCUCCAGUUUUCUAGAUAAAGCCCCCAAUUUUGCAACAAAAAGAUUUAAAGUAUUUUAUAUGUU